Messenger RNA from Daldinia decipiens, 739 nucleotides. RefSeq lists its product as uncharacterized. Lineage: Eukaryota; Fungi; Ascomycota; Sordariomycetes; Xylariales; Hypoxylaceae. The transcript has a single exon. The coding region runs from base 103 to 714 and encodes 203 amino acids. The record is from RefSeq and is a predicted model, not a curated record.
CUUCAUAUUUCAUAUUUCAUAUUUCAGCAAUUUUACUUCAACACCAGUACUUUUUUUUCCUUUUUCUUUUUUUCCUCACGCAUCACGAUACGUCUCUCUAACAUGGAUAAAUUAAUAUGGCGCAAAGCUGCGCAUGCCACGGCAUACCUCCGGCCAACAGCUACCAAAAUAAUAUUCCUCAAUCAACCCCACCUCGUCCGUCAUGCUAGCACGGUCCCGUCGAUUACGCAGCCAUCGUUUUGGAAGAAUAUGAUACCAAAACCAUUCCGACGCUCAAAACAAUCUGUGAACUGGGGCGUGCCUAAGAAACCUAAAUCGAAAGAAUGGAAUCCAGCAACAUUCUACAUCGUCAUCUUCCUCUUUAUUGGGUCCAUGGCUAUCCAGAUGAUCGUCUUGAAGAAGGACUUUGACACGUUUAUGAGGCGGUCCGAGGUUCGGAUCGGGUUGCUACGUGAGGUUGUAGAGAAACUACAAAGAGGCGAAAAAAUCGACGUCCAGAAAGCCUUAGGGGCUGGUGAUGUCGAGAAAGAGAAAGAGUGGGAGGAAGUACUCAGAGAGAUCGAACGCGAAGAUAUCCUCAAGAAUACGAAGAAGCCCGAAAACACAAAACAGAUCGUGGCAGAUUCCGUAAAGGAUGAGUCGAGUGGUCCAACCUCUACGGAAAUUAAGGAGCAUCACAAGACGAAAACUGGAAGCUACUCGAAUUUUUUCUAACUCAUAAAUUAUAUUGCAGGUUGCA